Molecule: messenger RNA, 1820 nt
Organism: Sinocyclocheilus anshuiensis
Lineage: Eukaryota; Metazoa; Chordata; Actinopteri; Cypriniformes; Cyprinidae
Product: scavenger receptor class B, member 1
Exons: 13
Coding region: 260-1747 (495 amino acids)
Biological process (GO): plasma lipoprotein particle clearance; cholesterol import; recognition of apoptotic cell
Cellular component (GO): caveola; cytoplasm
Molecular function (GO): lipid binding; scavenger receptor activity; low-density lipoprotein particle binding
Source: RefSeq, a predicted model, not a curated record
CGUAAACAUGGUAAAACAGCAAGAGCGCUAUAAAACCUGCAGGAUUAGAGAGCCGGACUUUACCAUCACUCACAGCUGUAAUGUACACGAUCAUAAAGUCAGCAGAGCAUUAAUAACUCAAUGGCCAGAGUUUUAUGGCUUUAUCUUGUAGAAGUGAUAGUGUGUUCAGCCGUCACGCUUUGAGUUCCCUGCGCUUUCCAGAAGAAAUCACUUUAUUCUCAAAGCUCUGCGUGUGUUUGUGAAGUGAACUGUGUGGGAAAUGCGGAUGGCGGUGUCUAAAUCUACAUUAUCGAUCGUUUUUAUAGUUCUGGGAGGUUUGGCGGUUUUAUUCGGGACUGUGCUGGUGUUUGUCGGACCUAUUAUAAUAGACGAUCAAAUAGUGAAGAAUGUAGAGAUUAACCCAAACAAUGGACUCUCCUACACUAUGUGGAAGGACAUCCCGGUUCCCUUCUUUAUGUCUGUAUAUUUCUUUCAUAUUGUCAAUCCUGAUGAAAUCCUAAAAGGAGAAAAGCCCACGGUGGUACAGAGGGGGCCGUAUGUGUACCGUGAAAACCGUUGGAAGGACAACAUCACAUUCCAUGACAACCACACCGUCUCGUAUAAAGAAUUUCGGCAGUAUUUCUUUGAGGAGAGCAUGUCUGUGGGAGAUGAAUCUGACGUGGUCACCAUCCCUAACAUGCUAGUGCUGGGUGCAUCAGUAAUGAUGGAGAAUAUGCCAUUUCCUGUACGCUUGCUGCUCAGCACCACGUUCAAGACCUUCAACGAGGGACCUUUCUUGACAAAACCAGUUGGAGAACUCAUGUGGGGUUACGACAGCAAGUUGGUGGACUUCCUGAACAAAUACCUCCCUGGAAUGCUCCCAACCAGUGGGAAGUUUGGCUUAUUUGCUGAGUUUAACAACUCCAACACUGGACAGUUCACUGUCUUCACUGGCCAAGACAACAUCCGGAAAGUUCAUAUGGUGGACUCUUGGAAUGGCCUGAAAAGUGUGGAUUACUGGAGGUCUGAAGAGUGUAACUUGAUCAAUGGUACAGCGGGUCAAAUGUGGCCUCCGUUCAUGACCAAAGAGUCGACGAUGCCCUUCUAUAGCCCUGAUGCGUGCAGGUCCAUGGAGCUGGUGUACCAAAGGCCAGGCGUGUCGCGUGGGGUUCCUGUGUACCGCUUCGUGGCUCCAAAGACUCUUUUUGCCAACGGUGCAGAUUAUCCUCCCAAUGAGGGCUUCUGUCCAUGUCGACAGUCCGGCCUUCUCAACGUCAGCACCUGCAGACACAAUUCCCCUGUGUUCAUCUCCCAUCCGCACUUUUUGGAGGCUGAUCCCGUCCUUUUGGACACAGUCAAUGGAUUGAGCCCAAAUGAAGAUGAACAUGGGCUUUUCAUCGAUAUCCACCCGGAGACCGGAGUGCCAAUGAAAGUUUCCAUUCGGCUGCAGCUCAACCUGCUCAUCAAGAGUGUGUUUGGCAUCUCAGAAACCGGAAAUAUAGCUGAAGUGGUGAUGCCCAUGAUCUGGUUUGAAGAGAGCGGCUACAUUGAUGGUCCCGUCCUCAACACGUUCCGCACCAGUCUGGUGGUGCUGCCCAUGGUCAUGGAGUACAUGCAGUACAUCUUCAUCGCUCUCGGACUCGCAGGCAUUUUGGGAGCCGUGAUGUUAUACGUCAAUGACAAGGAAAGCGUAAAAGAUACAAAACACGACCCGACCAAUGAGACGGAGGCUGAAAAACAUAGCAUGAACGACACAGGUAAAAAGUAGGAUGGGUGAUCACCCCAGCGCAGAUGUGGACCCAUCCAGCUCAGCCAGUGAAAAGACCCCAUUACUACGGACC